AUGCUAACUCGGUCGCCAACGUCGCCAACCUACAGCCGUCGCAGGGCCAGCAGGGGAGCGCAGGGUGGCGGAGAAAGUCGGGCGACUACUGCAUUCCUCUCCUCCCCUCCUUCCCCUCGCCCGUCCUUUCCUUCCCUCCUUCCCUACAUCUCUCCUUUCCUCCCCUCCUCGCCUCAGGUCUCCCCGUCUCGCAUUCAAGUGCGAAGCGCGGCCGCGGAUUCGUCAAGCGGCCACGGCAGGGCGAGCAGGGAGGCGCAGGCCGCCAAGGAGGCCAUGGAGAUGCUGUGGCGCUCGCACAGCGGGGGCGGUGCUGCUGACGGGCUGAAUCAAAGCGGGGUGAACCACAGCGGAGGAGUGAGCCAUGGUGGGAUGCAGCAGGCUCACGCGCAGCCGCUGUCCAUGCCUGGCGGGGGGUUUGAGUAUGGCGAGGAGGAGGGGGAGGGUGCGGGCCCAGGGGGGUUCACCCAGAGAGCCAGCAUCGUGGACUGGGUGCUGUGGGCGCGCAAGAACAGCUACCAAUCGUCCUCCUCCUUUUGCCUCCCCUCCCCUUCUAUCUCCACCCCCCUUUAUCCCCCCCAUGGCAGCAUGGUGGACCGUAUGCUGGGGUUGGACCGUAUGCUGGGGGUGGACCGUAUGCUGGGGCAUCGUGGACCGCGUGCUGUGGGUGGACAAGCGAGUGCGCGACUACAUGACGCCAACCCCAUCUGCCUGCACCGUGACAUGUCGCUCCGCGACGCCGCUCAGGUGACACAGGGAGGGGCGGGUCAGAUCUUCCUGCGCCAUCGCAUCAGCGGGGCGCCAGUGGUGGAGGAGGCGGAUGCAGAGGUUGACGGGGUGGGGCUGGGCAAGGUGGUGGGUGUGCUGUCUCAGCGCGACAUCAUGUGGAAGGAGCUCCGGACGCAUGGCAUGGUGGGUGCCAUAUGCCAUGGUGGUGGUGGUGGUGGUGGUGGUGGUGGUGGUGGUGGUGGUGGUGGUGGUGGUGGUGGUGGUGGUGGUGGUGGUGGUGGUGGUGGUGGUGGUGGUGGGUGUGGGUGCCCGCCUGCUCUUGAACCACCCCUGCGGCCCGCCCACCCCCCUUCUCGUCCCCCCUCCCCAUGCAUCCUGGUGCGCCCAGGUGGAGGAGCGUUUGGCUUUUUUGACUCCCACGUGGAGGAGUCGAUGACGGACACGGUGCUGCAGGUGGAGGAGGACUCGUUCAUGGUGGACGCCACUGAGAUCAUGCUCAACUGCAAUGUGCGUACAGUGCAGUUCAUGUUGCUCGUGUCUCGCCUGCCUGUGGUGGCGCGGCUCCCGGAUGGUCGCAGGACUCUCACAGGCAUCAUCACAUGCAGCGACAUUCUGCGGCACACGCUGCUGCUGCUCUAG
This is a messenger RNA of Closterium sp. NIES-65, 1365 nucleotides long. Lineage: Eukaryota; Viridiplantae; Streptophyta; Zygnematophyceae; Desmidiales; Closteriaceae. The record is from the annotation of a GenBank genome assembly.